CGGUGCUUCGGCAGCGCGACCAAAGAGUAAACGCAGAGGAAACAAUCUAAUACAAUUAGACUCCCGAUAUAAAAACAAGCACACAUAUAAUACUUAUAUCUGUCUGGUAGUGAACGAAGCUACAAAUUCAGAUAUACGUAGAUAUAAGCAGUUUCGGGUUCGUUGUCUUCACCUGCGUUCAAAUCUCCAGCCAUGCACAGCAGACGCUCGCAGCAGCAGAAGGGUGCAGUCGCCGUCUCCGCCGUAACCGCCACAGCCGCCUCGGCAGCAGCCAUCCUCGUGUUAUCGGCCCUUCAGAUCACCGUCGCAACGGCGACAUCUACCGUCACCGACAAACCGAACAUAAUCGUGAUCGUCGCCGAUGAUAUGGGUUACAAUGAUGUGGGCUUCCAUGGCAGCAACGAAAUACCGACUCCAAAUAUAGACGCCUUGGCUUACAACGGCGUGAUUUUGAACAGUCACUACACGCAGGCCCUUUGCACGCCCUCCAGGGCCGCAUUUCUUACCUCCAAGUAUCCAAUUCAUCUUGGAAUGCAACAUCUGGUGAUAUUGGAACCUGAACCUUGGGGCCUGCCCUUAAACGAAACACUCUUACCCCAACAUUUGAAGAGGAAUGGAUACAGGACACACGCCAUCGGCAAAUGGCAUCUCGGUUUCUUCAAGAAGGAGUACACUCCUACUUACAGGGGUUUCGACAGCCACUACGGCUAUUGGCAAGGACUUCAGGAUUAUUACAAGCAUACCGUCCAAGCCACAUUUACCAAGGAGUACGGAUACGAUAUGAGACGUAACAUGGAUGUGGAUUGGGAUGCGCAGGGUAAAUACUCUACCAAUCUCUUCACCGAGGAGGCCGUCAAAUUGAUUAAGGACCACGACACCAAGGACCCAAUGUUCAUGUACCUCGCACAUCUCGCUCCGCACACCGGCAACGACGAUGAUCCUCUCCAAGCUCCGGACGAAGAGAUCGCCAAGUUCUCGCACAUCGAGGACCCAGAAAGAAGGAUUUACGCCGCUAUGGUUUCGAUGCUGGAUCAGAGUGUGGGCAAGGUCAUGACCGCUCUGCGCGAUAAGCAAAUGCUGCAGAACUCCAUCAUCUUGUUCAUGUCCGACAACGGCGCCAAAACCGACGGCAUUCACGCAAAUCACGGCUCCAACUAUCCGCUCAGAGGCUUGAAGAAUUCCGCAUGGGAGGGCGCCACCAGAAACAUUGCCGCUAUCUGGAGUCCUCUGAUCAAGGACCCGCAGCGCGUCUCCAACGAGCUCAUCCAUAUUUCCGAUUGGCUUCCAACUUUUUACUCGGCUGCCGGAUUGAAUAUUAGCGAGCUUGGCGUAAUCGACGGUAAGGACGUUUGGAAGUCGAUCUCCGAAAACAGUAAAAGCCCGCGCACUGAUCUCGUUUACAACAUCGACGAUGUCUGGAAUUACGGCGCCCUUCGUCAAGGGGAUUGGAAAUACAUGUACGGCUCUACUGUCGGUGGAAGAGAGGAUCAAUGGUACGGUUCGUCGGGCAUCAACUCGAACUAUUACUUCUCACCCGAUGAGAUCUUAAAAUCCCCAACGGCCGUAGCCCUGAACGCUCUCGUGACAUUCCAGCAGAUCGCCGAGAAGAAUGCCAACAAGAGUCCACUCGAUGAUCAUCCACUAGAAUUCACCAUUCAGACACUUUGCGAGUCGAAAAUCAAGCAGCUUCGAUCGGCAGCGACGGUGCGUUGCAACAAACUGCCGGAAGAUCAACUUUCCAGCCACGUCUGUAAUCCUCUGAAAUCGCCGUGCCUGUUCAACUUGAAGGAAGAUCCUUGCGAACGCACCAACCUCGCCACAACAAGACCGCUGAUCGUGAUCAACAUGGAGGAAACGCUGAUGAAGAUCCGCAAAACGAUCGUCGCACCGAUCAACUUGCCCAGAGACCCGAACGCCGAUCCGGACAAAUGGAACGGCACGUGGACUAACUGGCAAGACUUUGAAUAUGUCGAUGUGCACAGACAGAGGGUGCCUCAAGAGGUGCUGUCGCCACUUGCGAUCGGUCUGAUCACAGCAACUUGUUUCGCGUUCCUCAUUGUCAUUGUUCUCCUCCUGAUGAUCUCCUGCAAAUCGGCGCCCAAGAACAAAUUAGCCACGAUUUUCCAAAGUCUGGAGGAUCCCUUGGAUUCGCCCAACGCAGCGAUGACUCAAAGCAAAGAUAAGGAGAUGAUUCAGAUACCGUUCACGCAUAAUCCAAGCUAUAACUGAUUAUGUGGAUAUCAUCGAUCGCUCAUUAAUAAUUAUUUAUAUUUAUGGACAUAAGCUUAUUCCAUUGUUAAAUAAGCCGAAAUGUUCCUGUUCCUCCAACUCUUCAUCGCACGCAUAAUCCGCGUCGCUUGUCGGUCUUCACCUGACACUCUACUUCUGCAUUAUGGUACCGAGGAAUAGAGUGCCUUAGGCGAUGUGCUGCACGGAGCACGCAAAACACAUUCUGUAUUAUAGAAACAUACAUAUACAUUAAUCUCUAAUUAAUUCUAUAU
Nicrophorus vespilloides is the source of this 2501-nucleotide messenger RNA. RefSeq names its product arylsulfatase B-like. Bases 193 to 2229 code for a protein of 678 amino acids. Lineage: Eukaryota; Metazoa; Arthropoda; Insecta; Coleoptera; Silphidae. The record is from RefSeq and is a predicted model, not a curated record. The transcript has 8 exons.